AUGGAGGUGACGACCGGUUUUGGUAAAGAGGUUCACAUGAACAAAGGAACCGAACAAACACAAGAGAAACACCUAACUUGGACAGCGAACAGUUCGAUACGUGUUAGGGAAGGAUAUCGUGUGACCGCAUCUCUAGAAGUACAGGAAGAGAGUUUUACAGCUGAUUUUAAUAUGAAGGUUCGGAUCAGCGGUCGGGCGCUCGUCGUUUUGACGAAUAUGCGAGAUAACAACAGUUUUCUCUAUUCUGUAGAAGGUGACAUUACCCAAAUUCUGUACGAUAAAUUAGUAGUCUCUCUUUCUCUCUCUCUCUAUCUCCUCUCUUUCUCCCUCUGUCUCUCGCUCUCUGUCCCUCUAUCUCACACUAUCUCUCCCUCUGUCUUUCUCCCCCUCACCCCCUCUCUCUCUUUUAGGAUCUCUCUCUCUCUCCAUUUCCUCUCUGUCUCACGCUCUCUCUCCCUCUAUCUCAUACUCUCUCUCUCUUUCUCCCCCUCACUCCCUCUAUCUCUCUCUUUCUAUUCUACAGAGAUAUGUUUGGCUUUGUUGGCUCUAAAUUUAUUUGCUGCAAUUGACGCUGGCUAUCCAAUAAAUGUUCGUCUUAUCGGACAAAAGGACAGAGGAAGGGUUGAGGUGUUUUACAAAAACUCUUGGGGAACCAUUUGUGACAAUUACUGGGAUGAUGCAGGAGCCAUGGUGGUAUGUCACAAUCUUGGAUACACAAAUGGACGAGCUUUAGACGGCAAAGAAUUGUCGAAUCCCGGUACGGGAACGAUUUGGAUGGAUGAAAUAAAAUGCGCAGGCGAUGAAAGUUCAUUGGCAGACUGCGCUCAUCAACCCUGGGGUAUCAAUGAUUGUGAUCACUCCCAAGAUGCAGGUGCUGAAUGCUACAAUCCUUACCCAGUGGAUCUUCGUCUUGGAAAUGGAGGAAUCGUCUUAGUGGAUUUCUUAGGCAAAUGGGGUACGGUAUGUGACGACUCUUGGGGUGAUUCUGAUGCUCUAGUGGCGUGUCGAAUGCUGGGUUACAGGCAAGGCACUGCUAUACAAAGUGCUGCACUCUCGGAUAGCACAAAGAAGAUAUGGCUGGACCGUGUCGAAUGCAACGGUAAUGAGAUCAACAUUGCAGAUUGCAUUCACUAUCCAUGGGAUACAACCACGUGCAGUCGAGGACAAGAAGCAAGAGCCCAGUGUUCAAAUCCCUAUCCAGUUGAUGCUCGAAUAUUUGGUGGCACGCAACGUGGAAGAGCCGAGGUGGAAUACAACAAUGUGUGGGGAACCAUUUGCGCGCACGGAUGGGACAAAAACGCAGCCACAGUGUUCUGCAGAAUGAACGGCUACAGUGUAGGAAAUGUGAUCCCGUCGACCAUCACACCACAUGGUAGUGGUCAGAUUUGGUUGGAUGGUUUGCAGUGUAAUGGGUCAGAGGUUUCAAUAUUACAAUGCGGCCAUUCCCGCUGGGGUGUCCAUAGAUGCUACCAUAAAGUUGACGCCGGUGUAGAAUGUACAGAACCUUUCAAGAUUUCCGUUAGACUUUCAGAGAAUUCGACAGGCCGAGUCGAGGUGUUGUUCAACAACGAAUGGGGAUCAGUAUGUGACAACAGUUGGGAUGACAAAGCUUCAGCUGUUGUCUGUCAGAUGCUUGGCUUCAGACGUCAGAAUGUGAAAUAUGGUUCUGGGCGUUUCUGGUUGGAUAAUGUCCGUUGUCAAGGAUCUGAAUCCAGCAUUAGUGAAUGCAAACAUCGAUCCUGGGGCACCCACGACUGUUACCCAGGACAGGAAGCCGGAGCCGAAUGCUUCAAUCCGUACAAAGAAUUGGUGAGACUUGUUGACGGAAACGGAGUAAACAGUGGUCGCGUCGAAGUUUUGCACAAUAGCAUUUGGGGAACAAUAUGCGAUGAUUAUUGGAAUGAUAAAGCAGCUACAGUUGUUUGUAAAUCACUUGGAUAUAAGAAGGGUAAGGCGUUACUUGGAAAGAAAACUAAAGAUGGUACUGGUAAAAAGUGGCUGGAUGAUGUAAAAUGUCGUGGAAAUGAAAAGUCGUUGCUUGAGUGCACCCAUAAACCAUGGGGAGUCACGAAUUGUGGACACAAUGAAGAUGCAGGCGCAGAAUGUAUAGGACGAAUAACUUUAUGA
Molecule: messenger RNA, 2127 nt
Organism: Acanthosepion pharaonis
Lineage: Eukaryota; Metazoa; Mollusca; Cephalopoda; Sepiida; Sepiidae
Source: the annotation of a GenBank genome assembly